UGUUUAACUACGCUUCAGCUGUAGCCUUGAAGGGAGCUUCAUGUUCGAAGGUCGCUUGCAAAUCGGUUGAGCGCUCUGCAGCUGAAAUGAAUGCAAAUUAAUAGUGUUGAAAAGCUUUGAGUUUUUAAGCUGGGCGCAUUAACGGUUUAAUGAGCGCAUACAUAUACAUGCACAUAUAUACAUAUAUAUGCAUGCAUAUGUAUGCAGAUCUAAGAACACAGUCACACAAGCCCAUCUUUUCAGCUUCUGCCGUUGGGGGCGCUCCUGUGCGUACGUGUAUUUGUACAACCAAUGGACACACCUGAUGAUUUGCUGUGUAAGUGUGUGGGUGGGUGUGUAUGUGUAUUGCAAAGAGUAUUUGUUGGCAGGACAACGCGACAAAUGCACAGACAUUAUCAAUGCCAUAUACAUAUGUACAUGCAUACACACAUACAUAUUUGCAUAGCAACAUACAUACAUAUGUACAUAUGCGUAUUCAUAGUUAAUAUGUAUGUGAGUUUGUAAUGUCUGGGUGCAUAACGGCUUGUUAUUUUGUUAUUCAUCUGUUCUAAUCAUUAUGCAUAACAUUUGCACUCUUUCCGCCUCUCUAGCAGCUUAACAGACAAGAAACAGCUCAACAUAUCGAUAAAUAGAGAGCAAAGAGUGCAUAUCCUUUUAACAUUAACAACAACAAAAAAAAAAACAGCAGCAUCGAUUCUAACAGUUUGGUGCUGACUGCGCUACUGCUGCUGCUGCUGCUGUUGGCAGCCGGCAGCGGACAAUGAACUCUCUCAUGCAGUGCGCCCAAUAACACACACACACACACACACGCUUAUACUCUAUAUAGAUGCACAUGCAUAACGGCUGGCAGCGUCGACGGCGGUAGCAAUGGCCACAACGAUGUUGACGUUGGGAACGAGGACAACGAAGCAGUUGACAAUUGAAAAUCAAAUGCGCUAACAGUUAAUUACGCACGCACACAUAUUUGGUAAAAGAUAUGUAUGUUCGCACUAUGGUUUCCGUUUUCGGCAUGCAACAACCAGGAACAACAACCACAAGAAGCACUCAGCAGUAUCCGUGCCUGCAGCUUGUCGCUGUUGCGGCAAAUUAAGGCUGAGACACACACACACACACACACUCACUCACACACAUGCGCACACGCAAACGCUCACGAAAAACAAACGCAUGAAAUUGCAUUGAAAAAACAAUUAAAAAGAACACAACAUUUUGCAAAAGCAAAAAAGAAUUCAAAUUAUGGGCAGCCUGCCGAAUUUGCAUGAACUGGAGGAGGCGGAGCGUAAACGCGAGAAGCGCAGAGAGUACGAGAUGCUGCUGGAGCAGCGCGCCAGGGACACGAGUCGUGAGCGCGAGCGCUUGUCGCUGUUCGCUCAGCAGCGCAAGCAAACCUCGUACAAUGCGUACAUUAUGGCUGGCCUGGGCAUCGGCGGCGGCGGCGGCUCCCUCUAUCUAACGGCAGCCAAUGGCCAUGGCAAUGGGGAGCUAACCAGCGUCAAUGGCAUAAAAACGCAAUCAGUUGCCGAAACAACAACAACAACAACAACGGAGACAACAACAACAACAGAGACAACAGCGACAAAAAUAACGUUGAGCGGCUUUGCCAUGCUGGGCCUGGCCGGCAGCUUGAUGGGCGUUAAGAAAUAUCCGCAUCUUUACCAUCAGCACACACAUCCGCAUACGCAUACGCAUACGCAUACGCAUCCGCAUCCGCAUCAUCAGCAACGACAUUCGCUGACCACACGGCAUCGCGUGCUGCGCACCCGGACACGCAGCUCCGGCGGUCCCCAUAACGUCUGGGACGACCAAUUGUUGGAGCAGAUGACCGCCUACUCGCCGUCGCCGAUCUCGACGCGCUCGCAUCGUAUAAAUCCGGUUUCCUCGUACCAGGUGCAGGCCGCGCUGGCGGCAUCGCGUCGCCGGGAAUCGAUAAACAGCUCCAUUGGUGCGACCUCGAUCCGGCGGCUGAUCACGCUGAACAACCGCAACUGCCGUCACAAGGUGCCCGCCCAUGUCCGGCAGAGGGUGUGGCGCCAGUUCAUCUGCCUGAGCAUUGCCCACGGCCUGAUGAGCGCCGUCCUGCUGCCAAUGAUGGCGUUGCAGGGCUCCAGCUCGGUUUGGCAUCAUCGCGAACAGUGGCUGCCGUUGGGCCCCAACAUUGGAUCGCUUCUGCUGAGCGCGCUCUUUCUGCUGGCCGCCGGCCUCAGUGUGCCGGGCACGCGGCUAAUCCGUCGAUUUGGCUAUAUGCCGCUGCUGGCGGCCAAUUCGCUGGCGGUAUCGCUGUUCCUGCUCGCGCAUCUGUACGCCUCCAUCUAUACGCUGCUGCCGGCGUAUUUGGUGCUCGGCAUUACGCUGAGCGCCGCCAACAGCUGCAAGGCGGCGCUCAUUGUCCACUUUGGCGGCAAGCUGACCUGCGCCCAGCACGAGUGCCCCCCGCUGGUCGGAACGCAGACGGAUGCACUGCACGAGGAGCACAAGAUGUUCUGCAAUCGGGAUCAGAAGGUGCGACGGCUGGCGCGCUGGUAUCGCGCCGCCCAGGAUCUGGGCCUGAUUCUGGGCGCGCUGCUGGCCUCGCUGCUGCUCGCGUGCAAUGCCAACGACUGGAACUGCUCGGCGGGCACUGGGGAAGCGCUGCCAAAUGGUACGGAGCCGCUGCCGGAGGACUUUUACAAUCGCAACGAGCACGGCGAACGCAUUUGUGGCGCGGACAUGUGCCCGCUUCAGCUGCUGCAGCUCAACUGGCCGGAGAACAGCACACGCUCGAUAUACGCGGGCUUCAUUGAGAGCGGCGACCGCGCCGGCGGCCAGUCCCUGCUCUGGCUGUACGAGCUGCUCUCCCUAUUGGCGCUGAUGUUGUCCAUGCUGCAGGGACGUCGCGUGCUGGCCGUGGCGGUACGGCACGAGCGUGUCGUCAAGGAUGUAACAGAUACGCUGCUCUUUGCCGGACCCCUGGCCUAUUUUGUGGGCACCGAACAGGGCUAUAUGCUGGGCGACUUUCUGCGCGCCUUUGUCUCCUGCUCCUUGGGCAUUAGCAUGGUACCGGGCGCCCUCAUCGGCAUGGGCCUGAUGCAGCUAAUCGUCUCCUGCACGCUCAGCAUGCUGUUGCGGCACACCAAACGCAUUGUCGUCAUAUUGGCUGGUUUCUUCUUUCAUUCGUGCUUGCUGCUGGCGCUGUCCAGCUGGAAGCCAUCGAGCGAUGACAGCGCCCUCUUCUAUGUGAUAGCCGCCUCGUGGGGCGCCUGCAACGGCAUGUGGGAGACGCUGCUCCUGUCGCUGAUCACCCUCAAUCAUGUCCAGCACGAUCAAGUCACGGAUGUGAACGCAUCGCUGCAAGCGCUCCGCUUCCUUGGCCUGGCCAUCACAUUUGCGGCGCAUGGAUUUCUCUGCGAAUCGGUGAAGAUCAUUGUCCUGGUCGUGCUGCUGGUGAUCAGUGUGCCGCCGUAUGCGAUGCUCGAGAUACGACUGGAGGCGCAGCGGAAGGCGACGCUCAUCAGCUUAUGACGCAGCUACUUCAGCUAGUCCAGGGGGCGUGGCACUGUGGCACGCACGCACACCAUGUAGAUGCGGGCGAGCGUAGUCACAGGCCAACUGAUGCCGUCUGAUGACAACAGGAUAACAGCAGGGACGACCAUCAAACGGAGCCGCAGUCCUGCCAAUCUAACCAGUAUUCAAAGAGACAAGGAGACAGACGGAGAGGGCGAGCGAGAGAGAGAGAGAGAGAAGAGAGAGAGAGAGAGCGAGAAAUAGCUCUUGGAAUAUUUAAUUUUGUAUGUCAAAGAUUUAUACCCAGCUCCACAUUUGGAACAUUUGGAGCCAAUAGUCCAAUUCAAAAGCUAGACCCCAAGUCCAUAACUGUUCUUAGUACGCGUACACUGUCUAUAUACAUAUAUAACAUAUAUAUAU
Drosophila montana is the source of this 3897-nucleotide messenger RNA. Its product is annotated as protein unc-93 homolog A. Gene Ontology annotation, cellular component: striated muscle dense body; plasma membrane. NCBI's taxonomy places the organism in Eukaryota, Metazoa, Arthropoda, Insecta, Diptera, Drosophilidae. Bases 1234 to 3495 code for a protein of 753 amino acids. The transcript is spliced from 4 exons. Gene Ontology annotation, molecular function: potassium channel regulator activity. Gene Ontology annotation, biological process: regulation of potassium ion transport; regulation of muscle contraction. The record is from RefSeq and is a predicted model, not a curated record.